Molecule: messenger RNA, 1627 nt
Organism: Argentina anserina (silverweed cinquefoil)
Lineage: Eukaryota; Viridiplantae; Streptophyta; Magnoliopsida; Rosales; Rosaceae
Product: extensin-2-like
Exons: 2
Coding region: 32-1297 (421 amino acids)
Source: RefSeq, a predicted model, not a curated record
AAAACCAAAUCCCAUAUCUUAACCCAAAAGAAUGGGAACAAUGGGGGCCUCUCUAGUUCUCAGUCUUCUAGUGGCAAUACUCGCUUUUGCUUCGCAAACCUCGGCAAACUACCCUUACUCCUCCCCUCCACCCCCUGUUUCUCCUCCUUACUACUACAAGUCACCGCCGCCGCCAGUGCAUUACGCACCACCCCAUCAUCCUUACUAUCCUCCCAAGUCACCGCCUAAGCCUCCGGUGUACUCUCCACCAAAGCAUCCUUACUACCCACCUAAGUCACCACCCAAGCCGCCGGUGUACUCUCCUCCUAAGCAUCCGUACUACCCACCAAAGUCGCCACCAAAGCCUCCGGUGUACUCUCCUCCUAAGCACCCCCAUUACCCGCCAAAGUCACCACCCAAGCCUCCGGUGUACUCUCCUCCCAAGCAUCCUUACUACCCACCAAAGUCACCACCAAAGCCUCCGGUCUACUCACCACCCAAGCACCCCCAUUACCCGCCAAAGUCACCACCCAAGCCUCCGGUGUACUCUCCUCCAAAGCAUCCUUACUACCCACCAAAGUCACCACCAAAGCCUCCGGUCUACUCACCACCCAAGCACCCCCAUUACCCUCCCAAGUCACCACCAAAGCCUCCAGUAUACUCACCACCUAUCUAUCACUACAAAUCUCCACCACCUCCAUCACCACUACCACCACCACCAAAGAAACCUUACUACUAUAAGUCUCCUCCUCCUCCACCACCAAAAAAGAAGCCCUACCACCCACACCACUCACCACCACCACCCAAGAAGCCAUACCACUACGCUUCUCCCCCACCACCACCACCAUCUCCUCCACCACCAAAACCAGUCUACUCACCACCACACCACCACCCAUACAUUCCCCCCAAGUCACCACCUAAGCCACCAGUGUACUCACCACCCAAGCAUCCUUACUACCCUCCCAAGUCACCGCCCUCUCCAACACCACCAGUAUACUCACCACCCAAGCACCCCCAUUACCCUCCUAAGUCACCACCAGUGUACUCACCACCUAAGCACCCCCACUACCCUCCCAAGUCACCACCGAAGCCUCCGAUGUACUCACCACCUAAACAACCCCACUACCCUCCCAAGUCACCACCUUACCACUACAAGUCUCCACCACCGCCUUCUCCUCCUCCUCCAGUCUACUCUCCACCUCACAUUCCAUACCACUACAAGUCACCACCACCACCACCACCAGUGUACAAGUCUCCUCCUCCACCACCACCACCGGCUUACAUCUACGCAUCACCUCCUCCUCCUUACCACUACUAGAUAAUGAGCUAGCUCACAUGCCUCCUGGUGUGAAGAAGAAGAAAAAGAAGAAUAAAAAAUGGGUUUGUCCAAAGGAAGGAAACCUAUCAAUCAUGCACACGAGCAAGAGCAGAGAAUAGCUAGCGAGUCUCCGCGUGUGAUGUGAAUGUUCUUAAUAGUUUCUAUUAUUAAUUAGGAGAAAAAUUUCAACAUCAAUAUUUUCAUUUCCAUGCACCCGACAGUUGUAGUGCACCAUGCCAUCUUCGAUUAAAGAGAUAAAAUCUAUGUCGUUUGUUUCACCCUUCUUCCCAAUGGAGACGUUCGUGAAUAAUAAAAAUACCAUUUCCGAAA